Messenger RNA from Tigriopus californicus, 3059 nucleotides. Its product is annotated as integrin beta-2-like. NCBI's taxonomy places the organism in Eukaryota, Metazoa, Arthropoda, Copepoda, Harpacticoida, Harpacticidae. Bases 174 to 2786 code for a protein of 870 amino acids. Gene Ontology annotation, cellular component: focal adhesion; cell surface; integrin complex. The record is from RefSeq and is a predicted model, not a curated record. Gene Ontology annotation, molecular function: integrin binding. Gene Ontology annotation, biological process: cell adhesion mediated by integrin; integrin-mediated signaling pathway; cell-matrix adhesion. The transcript has 4 exons.
AGCCAACUUCAUCAAAACACUUCUAAUUCACGGCAAUUAAGGGGAGGUUUCAAACGAAGAUGAUAGCCCUGUCAAGAAAGGAAGUCUUCAAACGCUUAUCGUUUUAAGUUCACAAGAACAAGCUGCGAAACGAUUUUCAGGAUUAGCAAGAGAAUUCUCGACAGGCGGAGAGCAUGCAAACUUGGCAGAGGUUCUUCAUCCCUCUUUGGGCCUUUCUCUCCCUAUCGUUGGGUGCCUCCGACGAUUAUUGCACAGACGAGCUCAAUCAGCCCAUUUCAUCGUGUGGCAGAUGCUUGUGGAGACCGGAUUGCCACUGGUGCCCUACCAAGAUCUCAGAAUUGGCCCGUGGAUGCAUCAAAAGGGCCAUUCCAUGUUCUGACACACCUAUCCAGUCGAGACCCAGUGUCCGGCAAAUUAUGGCAAAGCCCAUCGCCAAGGAGAAUUGGAUUAGUCCUCAACAGGUUCAACUCAACUUGAGCCCACAGACGCCUGGCAAUGUCACCUUCCAAGCCCAACUCUUUGAUUUGCCCGUGGACAUUUAUUUCUUGAUGGACCUUUCCAACUCCAUGACAAUUCAUAAAACUAAUCUGGUGAAUGCGGCCGAUGAAAUUGCUCAGGAAGUGAUGUCACUCACUUCAGAUUACCGUUUUGGUUUCGGGUCAUUUUCGGACAAGCCAACACCUCCGUUUGCUUCCGAAUUAUCAACUUAUAAGACAAUGCAGAACAGAAAUCAACCCCCUCCCUACAGUUUUCAUCAUCACGUCUCCAUGACUUCGAAUGCCACUGCGUUCAAGAAGACGGUUGAAAACUCGCCGUUGGCUGGAAAUGUGGACAGUCCGGAAUCCGGCAUGGAUGCAUUGAUGCAAGUUUUGGCCUGCGAUGAGGUCAUUGGAUGGCGACAAGACGUCCGGAAAGUCAUCAUUCUAAUCACUGACGAGGACACUCAUUUCGCUUAUGAUGGGUACCUGGGUGGAAUCACCAUUCCAAACGAUGGCGAAUGUCACUUGACUUUAUCCGAAGAAGGAGAUCACCAUUAUUACGACAAGCAACUUGAGAUGGACUACCCGUCCUUUGGGCACGUCGCCGAUAAGAUGAGCCAAAAGAACGUGGCUCUGAUCUUUGCUGUCGACGAGUAUAUGCAACAGCUUUACAAGGACCUGAGCAAGUUCCUUCAAGGGACCAGCAAUGUGGGACUGCUAGCCAAAGAAGCAUCCUCGCUGACCUCCAUUGUGACCCAACAAUAUCGUCAAAUCAAGAGCCGCUUAGCCUUGCAAGCCUCCACUGACAUCAAAAAUCUCGACCUUAAAUUGACAGGGGACAAGUGUGAGAACCCCACCCCCACAAGCGUCGUUUGCUCCAACGUGGCCCAAGGUCAAUCUCUCGAGUUUCAAUUGCAAAUCACAGCCAAGGAGGACCUCUGCCAAAACCCGAGCGAUGAGCAUCGUGUCAUGGUGAGCAUUGUGGGCUCAAGCAAUCACCAGAUGACCGUUAACCUUAAUUGCGAGCAUUGCAAUUGCGACGACGGAGCCAGGUUCCCUAAUGCUCCCCAAUGUAAAAAGAAGGGGACAUUCCAUUGCGGCGGGUGUCUCUGUGACGAGAAUCACGUGGGUCGCUCUUGCCAAUGUGAACUCACCCAAACGUCGGGAGAUCUGACCGAGACAUGCAUCGAGCGAGGUCAGGCCAUUCCUUGCAAUGGGCGUGGGGACUGCAAUUGCGGGGUAUGUCAAUGCCAAGGCAAAUACCGGGGCGACUUUUGCCAAUGCCAUGUGGACCAAUGUCCCACCAAAAUGCCGGGAAACCCAUGUUCUGGCCACGGCCAUUGCUCUUGUGACAAGGAUUCCCAAACCACGUGCACGUGCUAUGAAGGCUGGUCGGGUUCGGAUUGUGGAUGCGCUCAGAACUUCGAUGCCUGCCAGACCAAGUUCACGCGAGAUCCCUGUAUGGGUCGCGGCACCUGCGUCUGUGGCGAGUGCCAAUGUCAAUCAGGAUACUAUGGGAAGUACUGUCAAAAGUCCACCUCCAUGACCACGUGUGAGAAACUCGAGCCUUGUGUCAAGCUCAGGGCCUUUAAACUGGAGGACGAAGACGCAGACGAGAUCCACGCCGAAUGGCUCGAGGAGUGCAAGGCGAACCUCUUCAUGGGCGCACAAUAUGUUUUCGGCGGCAUGCAGAACGUCCUCAAGGCUUGUCAAAAUAACCUUGAUGAGAGUUCUAUGAUUUUCGAUCCCAGUAUUGUUCAGGAUUUCGAAUGUGAGGAUCUACUCAAGCGAUACGAAUUGGAACAACUGGAACGAAAAGAGGAGCGCCCAGAAUCGAGCGGUCACUCCAACUUUUCCAAGCGAGGCGACACCAAUAUUUGGAGCCAAGAGCGCAUCCUAUUGACCGACACCUCGAACAUGGAGCGUUGCGUGGGCUACAAAGAUCGGUGUGCCUUUUCCUUUUAUCAUGAUAACAUCGAGGCCGACAAAUAUUUUAGUCUAGAUCCAGAAAAGGACCCGGGCAAAGUGUUGGUGGCUUUCCGCAAUGUGAGCGGAACCUAUCAAGCCAUCACCUCCUGUACGGUGAUUCCCAUGGCCGUGAUCGUGGGGUCGAGCAUUGGACUCCUCCUCCUGAGUGGUAUCGUUCUUUUGAUCACCGCUAUUGUGAUUGUCAAUAUCAACGAUCUCCGGCGAUGGAAGCAGUAUCAAGCUUGGAAAGCCGAGAAUGAACGACAAUUGGGUGAACAAGACAACCCCUUAUAUGAAAGCAAAUCCACCACUUUCCAAAAUCCCUCAUUCAACUCUUGAGAUCAUUGGCCUGGGUUUGUCUUCGAUUCAUUAUUUGGGAUGCUGCAGAGGAGCAAAAAGAAUCCUCCAGUUCACCGACCCUUUCUUUGCAAUGAUUUGAUGGCCAUCUUCCCCCUCAAGAACACUACUAUAUAGUGGGUCUUAUCAAUAGUUAUCGGUCAUGGGCAAUCCCCAUGCUGGCUCGAUGGUGUCCAAGCAGCACGUCCUUAUUUGUUCGUUUUGGCGGAGCUUGACUCAAUGUUGUCGGUAAAAAAUAAAAAGAUAAGAAUCCUU